AUGGCAACUGCAAUCAACCAUGUUUCAUCCCACACCACUGAAAUACAAAGGGAAGAGGAAGAACAUCUCCCCCGAGCAACUUCCGCGCCCCAACAGGAGGUUGGAAACCAGCAAACUACGACUGAUCAUGAAAUGAAAGCAAAGAAAUUGCAUGAAUUGAUGGAGGAUGAUAUUCAAUUCAUUGACGAGGCCUACGAUAAUCUCAGAAAAUACAAAGCUGAGGUCGUGAAACAACAGGAGCGUGCCAAGGAGAUGCUUAAAUAUCAAGAAAUUUCCAAGGUCGAGAAGGUGGUUAUGAGGUUGAAAACAGAGAUACCCUCAAAGGUGAAAGUUAGGUACUCGGAGCCAACAGAUAGAGAUGCAAAAAAGAAAGAGAUUCUCCCCAAUCGCGAAAAGAACAAGCAUCUAGCUGGAGUUCAUUCUUUCUAUAAGAAAGAUCUGUUUAAGAACAAUGUGAUAUUCAAAGAAUUCAAGGAAAGUUUCAAUCUCCUUGAUAGUCAACACAAACAAUGCCUACUCUGUUUUGCUCUGUUUCCCAAGGAUGCAACAAUCAAGAAACGGAUCGUGAUGUACUGGUGGAUUGGUGAGGGAUUCAUUCCAUCUGAUGUAAACGCAAAGGCUGAAACGGAGAGUGUCUUGAAUCAACUCAUUUUAAGAAACUUCAUCCAUCCAGUUUACGAUAAGUGCCCUUUUAAGAAAAAAGCUCAUAGCUGCAAGUUACAACCUUUGGCUCAUGCUGCAGUAACCAUGCUGGCUGAGAGUGAAAAUUUCAUUGAUUUUGAUGACAAAGGCGACCCUAUCAGAGAGCAUACUCGUUCUCUAAGAUCUUGUCUCGUUCCUCGGAAAGACAACAAGUUGGAGAAUGAGGAGUCCAAUGGCAAGAACAAUUCCAAUUCGCAAACAACCUCGUCAUAUAAACCCAUGGCUCAUGUGGUGUUUAAUUUGAAUGAAGCCUUUCUAAGGCUUAAACGCGAAUGGUUUACCGAGAUGAAGCAUGUGAGCAUUCUUUACUUGGGAGGGUGGGAUAGCACAAGCAAGAAGCAUAUUGAGGUGGAGGAACCUAAAGAUUUAGAAGGCCUAGCUAAUAUAAAGUAUGUUAAAUUCUUGAGCUUGCAAGGAAUUUCAGGGAUAACAGAGAUCCCUGAGUCAAUUUCAAAGCUCUGGAACCUUAAUGUCUUAGAUCUCAGAGCUUGCCACAGUCUUGAGGUGAUCCCGCGGGGCAUUGGUUCACUUCAUAAUUUGACACACUUGGACUUAUCGGAGUGUUACUUACUCAGUAGCAUGCCAAAAGGUCUCGGGGCGCUAACAAAUCUUGUGGUGCUCAAGGGAUUUGAAGUUCAAGAUUCAACAGACAAAUUACACUCAUGCACUCUGGAUGAUUUGUCGGCCAUGAAAAACUUAAGUAAAUUAAGUAUUCAUACGGAAAUCGUGGAUUUCCCCAGACGGAGUGAGUUGUCCGUGCUUAAGAAAUUCAAACAACUCCGCAUCCUAACUAUAGAAUGGGGAGGAAAUUUGUUACGGAAUCCAGACCCCAGUACUGCGUCCAACGUUCCUAAACCUGAGGGAAUUGCAAGAAAAUUGCCUACUGGGAAAAAAGCGGAUGAGAAUGUCUCACAUCCAACUGGUUUUCUUCCAAAAUUGGAGAAGUUGGACCUGAAAUGUUAUCCUAGGAGAAGUGCUGCCACUUGGUUAAAACCUGACAAUUUGCCAAAGCUGAGUGAACUGUACAUUAGAGGAGGGGAACUUCGCGAUUUGGGUCAAUUCGAGUUUGGAACUGAUCCAGAACCUUGGAAUAACGUGGAAACACUACGUCUCAAGUACUUGACAGAAAUGGAGAUGGACUGGACAGAAUUUCGAGAAUUGUUCCCGAAGGUGGAAUGUCUGGAGAAAGUGAAAUGCCCAAAGCUCACUAUGUUCCCCUGCAAUGCCCAUGGAGUUUGGAAGGACAAGAGUUAA
Molecule: messenger RNA, 1956 nt
Organism: Solanum verrucosum
Lineage: Eukaryota; Viridiplantae; Streptophyta; Magnoliopsida; Solanales; Solanaceae
Product: disease resistance RPP13-like protein 4
Exons: 1
Coding region: 1-1956 (651 amino acids)
Biological process (GO): defense response to other organism
Molecular function (GO): protein binding
Source: RefSeq, a predicted model, not a curated record